AUCCCGCGGAGCAGGGAGGUGGGGCAGAGCUUCCUGUCCAGCGUCCCAACCACGCUCAAGGCGCUGUGGGCGGCAGUGGCGGUGGUACUGGACCACCAGCCAGACCUUGUACUGAUGAACGGGCCAGGCACCUGCAUCCCGAUCGCAGCAGCAGCCUGGCUGUUCAGGCUGCUGGGCGUCUGCGGCGGCAAGGUGGUGUACGUGGAAAGCAUCGCCCGUGUGUACCGCCUGUCCCUGUCAGGCAAGAUCCUGUACCACGCCCGCCUCGCCCACACCUUCUUCGUCCAGUGGGAAGAGCUGCUGCAGCGGUACCCGCGGGCGACCUAUGCCGGCAGGCUCAUGUGA
Messenger RNA from Chlorella variabilis, 345 nucleotides. RefSeq lists its product as hypothetical. The annotation marks the transcript as partial. The record is from RefSeq and is a predicted model, not a curated record. Gene Ontology annotation, cellular component: UDP-N-acetylglucosamine transferase complex. The transcript has 5 exons. Gene Ontology annotation, biological process: dolichol-linked oligosaccharide biosynthetic process. Lineage: Eukaryota; Viridiplantae; Chlorophyta; Trebouxiophyceae; Chlorellales; Chlorellaceae.